This is a messenger RNA of Vigna radiata var. radiata (mung bean), 1795 nucleotides long. Its product is annotated as transcription factor TGA9. The record is from RefSeq and is a predicted model, not a curated record. The coding region runs from base 125 to 1594 and encodes 489 amino acids. Gene Ontology annotation, molecular function: DNA-binding transcription factor activity; sequence-specific DNA binding. Gene Ontology annotation, biological process: DNA-templated transcription; regulation of DNA-templated transcription. NCBI's taxonomy places the organism in Eukaryota, Viridiplantae, Streptophyta, Magnoliopsida, Fabales, Fabaceae. The transcript has 13 exons.
UUUCACAACAAACCUUUCAUCUUUCUUCACUGUGUGAACUUCUCCAUAUUCUAUUCUUUUUCUCCAUUCAAUUCCUAAGAAACCAGAGCUUCAGAGAAGGUGAGAAUGUUCUAAGUAGCUUUACAUGGCGAGCCAAAGAUUAGGAGAAACGGGUCUGUCUGAGUCAGGACCUUCAAGUCACCAUGUCCCUUAUGGAGUUCUUCAUGGGAUUAAUACCUCAGCAUCAGGCCUAAUGAAUCAAGGGUCUGCUUUUGAUUUUGGAGAGCUGGAAGAGGCUUUUGCUCUGCAAGGAAUCAAGAUAAGAAGUGAUGAAGCCAAAUCAUCAGCUUUAUUCAUAGGCAGGCCUUCAGCCACACUGGAAAUGUUCCCUUCAUGGCCAAUGAGAUUCCACCAAACCCCAAGAGGAGGUUCAAAGUCAGGAGGGGAAAGCACUGAUUCAGGAUCAGGAAUGAACACUCUUUCAAGCAAAACUGAGCUCCAAUUUGAAACAGAAUCUCCCAUAAGCAUAAAAGCAUCUUCUUCAGAUCAUCAACAGGCUUUUGAUCAGCUUCAACAACAACAACAGGAGACAGCAACUGAUGGCUCAAGGGCAGGGACAUCACAGACUCAAUCAGCAGCCAAAUCACAACAAGAAAAGAGGAAAGGAGCUGGUUCCACAUCAGAGAAGCCACUUGAUGCAAAGACACUGAGACGUUUAGCUCAAAACAGAGAAGCUGCUAGGAAAAGCCGUCUCAGGAAAAAGGCUUAUGUGCAGCAGCUAGAGUCAAGUAGAUUAAAGCUCACACACCUUGAACAAGACCUUCAAAGAGCUCGCUCUCAGGGAGUGUUUAUGGGUUGUGGUGGUGCUGGUGGAAGUAUAUUAAGUUCUGGAGCUGCAAUGUUUGACCUGGAGUAUGCAAGAUGGUUAGAAGAUGACCACCGGCACAUGGCGGAGCUCCGGACCGGGCUGCAGGCACCACUGUCCGACGGCGAGCUAAGGGUGAUUGUGGAUGGAUACCUGUCUCAUUAUGAUGAGGUUUUCAGGCUGAAGGGAGUGGCUGCUAAAACAGACGUGUUUCAUCUCAUCAAUGGCAUGUGGACUUCACCAGCUGAGAGAUGCUUCCUCUGGAUAGGUGGUUUCAAACCAUCAGAACUCAUCACAAUGUUGAUACAACAGUUGGAGCCCCUAGCUGAGCAGCAAAUUAUGGGCAUAUGUGCUCUCCGCCAUUCUUCAGUGCAAGCAGAAGACGCUCUCACUCAAGGUCUUGAACAGCUUCAGCAGUCUCUCGUUGAAACCAUCGCCGGUGGCUCCGUCGCCGAUGGCGUCCAACAGAUGGUGGCCGCCAUGGGCAAGCUUGCCAACCUUGAAGGAUUUGUUGGCCAGGCUGAUAAUCUGAGACAACAAACCCUUCAUCAGUUAUGUCGAUUACUGACAGUUCGACAAGCUGCAAGAUGUUUUGUUGUGAUUGGAGAGUACUAUGGUCGUUUAAGAGCCCUAAGUUCUCUUUGGGCAUCAAGACCUAGAGAGAGCAUGAUCAGUGAUGAUAACUCAUGCCAAACAACCACAGAACUGCAGAUGGUUCAACCUUCUCAGAAUCAUUUCUCCAAUUUCUGAAAGAUAAUGUAAUUGAAAACCUGACAAGUGGAUUUCUUUGAGCUGCUUUAGUAGGAAAGAAAAGGGUGUCACCACCAUCAUGAUGAAGAAUUAAUUAUAAUAUAUAUAUUUUUUUUUUCUUUUCAAUCUUCUUCAGUGUCUCUAUGUUUUGCUGUAAUUAUAUGGAAUCUGAGUUUUAAGUGAAUGAUGAGGAGGCUUCUA